AUGCACGAUUGGCUAGUUAAUUACCUAUCCGAGUCAAGAACCGUUGUGGUUCCAAUGCCCUUCACCACCUACACCUACAUAGCCGAUCCGGCUAAUGUAGAACAUGUUCUUAAAACCAACUUUGCAAACUACCCAAAGGGGGAAGUGUAUCAUUCAUAUAUGGAGGUGUUGCUUGGGGAUGGUAUUUUCAAUUCAGAUGGUGAAAAUUGGAGGAAACAAAGAAAAACAUCAAGUUUUGAGUUUGCUUCUAAGAACUUAAGGGACUUUAGCACUGUGGUUUUUAGAGAGUAUAGCCUCAAACUCUCUUCUAUUCUAAGUCAAGCAGCCUUUGACCAUCAACAACUAGACAUUCAGGAAUUAUUGAUGAGGAUGACUUUGGACUCCAUAUGUAAGGUAGGAUUUGGAGUAGAGAUAGGGACAUUAAGUCCUAACUUACCCGACAAUCGGUUCGCCAAAGCAUUCGACGCUGCAAACAUUAUAGUCACUCUUCGGUUCAUCGACCCUUUAUGGAAAAUUAAAAAGUUUCUAGGUGUCGGUUCCGAAGCUGUUCUUGACCAAAGCAUCAAGAUCAUCGAUGAUUUUACGUAUUCGGUCAUCCAUAGAAGAAAGAAAGAGAUAGAAGAAACUCAAGAGAUUCCUAAUAAUGGCAAGAUAAAGCAUGAUAUAUUAUCAAGAUUCAUCGAGUUAGGAAAAGACCCCGAAAACAACAUCAACGACAAGAGUCUAAGAGACGUUGUAUUGAACUUUGUGAUCGCUGGAAGAGACACGACAGCAACGACUCUUUCUUGGGCCAUUUACAUGAUCAUGACUCAUGAUCAUGUUGCGGAGAAACUGUACGAAGAACUCAAAUCUUUUGAGAAAGAUCGAGCCGAAGAAGAGAAUGUAUGUUUAAAACCUUGUGAAACACAAGAUCCUGAAUCUUUUGACCAAAGAACAAAGCAGUUUGCUGAGCUUAUGAGUUAUGAUACGUUGGGAAAGUUGUAUUAUUUGCAUGCUGUCAUCACAGAAACACUUCGGUUGUAUCCUGCUGUACCUCAAGACCCGAAAGGAAUAUUGAACGAUGAUAUUUUGCCCGAUGGAACGAAAGUAAAAGCGGGUGGUAUGGUAACAUAUGUUCCUUAUUCAAUGGGUCGAAUGGAGUACAAUUGGGGCCCCGAUGCAAACGAGUUUAAACCAGAAAGAUGGCUUAAAGACGGGUUAUUCCAAAACGCAUCUCCAUUCAAGUUCACUGCAUUUCAAGCGGGCCCACGAAUAUGCCUCGGCAAAGACUCGGCAUACCUGCAAAUGAAAAUGGCGCUCGCUAUUUUGUGUAGAUUUUUCAAGUUUGAAUUGGUAGAAGGGCAUGCGGUGGAGUACAGAAUGAUGACAAUUUUAUCGAUGAAAAAUGGAUUAAAGAUUAAAGUUUCAACACGUUCAUAAGAACUCUUAAUGACAUUUUGAUUAUAUACUAAGGUAGUAAUUUGGUGUUUUGGUUCCUCUAGUCUUCAGUUUCACCGUCUACUAUUGAUGUAACACAAA
Molecule: messenger RNA, 1518 nt
Organism: Helianthus annuus (common sunflower)
Lineage: Eukaryota; Viridiplantae; Streptophyta; Magnoliopsida; Asterales; Asteraceae
Product: cytochrome P450 704B1
Exons: 7
Coding region: 1-1419 (472 amino acids)
Molecular function (GO): monooxygenase activity; iron ion binding; oxidoreductase activity, acting on paired donors, with incorporation or reduction of molecular oxygen
Source: RefSeq, a predicted model, not a curated record